AUGCCACUGGUAGCCCAACGCUCUUUAAGGAGAUAUAUAGUACUUUUAUUUAUAGUGGCUAUCGUGCUAUACUAUAUACUAUUCUCUCGACAUUCUACUUCACCAUCCUCAUCAGCUGCCGACUCUUUGUCUUCCGAACGACCUAAUCUCGCGUCCGAGUACAUUAAACCAGAGCAACAUGGUGCCGGUCAACUAGAAACCGUUCUACAUGUGGAUCGUGCAUUACUACAGCAACGAGAACGAGAAGCUCGUCGACGUCAAAUUGAUCUCAAGUAUUGUGGUCGGGAUCGGUGUCAGUUUGUUCUUCCUGUUGCUAUCACUGAACAAGAAUCCAAGGCACAAGAGCAUUUUCGACAUCUCGCGUUUUUAUCUGGUGCGUUGGAUCGUACGAUCGUAUUACCCAAUGUUCACAGCUCACAUCUCGGUGCUUGUCGACAUUUUCCUUUCAGCUUCUAUUAUGAUAAUGCAUGGCUCAACAACAAUCGACGCUUCUUUCGAUAUUUGACUAUGGAGGACUUUCGAGAUUGGAUCAGCGAACGACGCGAGAUUGAUGCCAUUCCCACAUCACGUGAAUUGACCAUCGACAUCAACCCCAACUUCAAGUUUCUCGACAACGCCAAUAAUUGCUUCAAGGAUCUUCUCGAUUAUUCAUCGUAUCCGCCGACCCACUUUACACUUGAAGACCCAGAAAUGUUCAGCAAGCGUGUAGGCAACUAUACGGAGAUGCUAUUGGAAGCCUUUCAACAAAAUCAAGAGGAUGUCGAUGUCAUUAGUCUCUUUUACGAUCGCAGAUUUGGCUAUAUCGAGCAUCCAGAGGUGGAGAUACCAUUACCAUACAACAAUCGGUGGGAGCAAUUAGCUGAUCAGAUUGCUGAACAACUACAGCCAUUUGUCGCUAUUCACUGGCGCAUGGAGCGAUUAGAAGCAUUGGAUAAUUUGGUGCCAUGUGCGGAGUCCCUUGUACGAAAAAUCCAUGAGAUUGAAUCCAUUCAUCAGCAACCUCUCAAAGUAUUCCUGCUGACCGAUUAUCCGCAUCUUUUACGCACCUCCAAAGCAACCCCUGAGUCCAUGUCAUUCAAGUUAAACGAGCUUCAGCAGCAACACCAUGAUGCUAUUCAAUACUUGUAUGAGCAUGUCGACGUAACAGUAACCACCUUACAACGCAAGAACCAACCUGUACCCUAUGACGAACUACCAGCCAAGAAUUGGAAUGUCAUUACCGUACCACCCUACGCUAAACCUGCCGAUCCAAGUGUGUUGGGUAUUGUUGACAAGUUGGUGGCUAUGCGUGCACAAUACUUUUUGGCAGGAGAACCAGGCGUUUGUGCCAAAUCCAGCAGCUUCACCAAACGCAUCAUGUUGGAACGUGAAGCCGCAUUCAAUGCUGGCGAUCCCCAGAUUGUAGUCCCAGUAGAUACCUUUUCAUUGUAG
This is a messenger RNA of Lichtheimia ornata, 1431 nucleotides long. RefSeq lists its product as uncharacterized. The coding region runs from base 1 to 1431 and encodes 476 amino acids. Gene Ontology annotation, biological process: protein O-linked glycosylation via fucose. The transcript has 3 exons. Lineage: Eukaryota; Fungi; Mucoromycota; Mucoromycetes; Mucorales; Lichtheimiaceae. Gene Ontology annotation, molecular function: peptide-O-fucosyltransferase activity. The record is from RefSeq and is a predicted model, not a curated record.